Messenger RNA from Penicillium brasilianum, 732 nucleotides. The record is from the annotation of a GenBank genome assembly. Lineage: Eukaryota; Fungi; Ascomycota; Eurotiomycetes; Eurotiales; Aspergillaceae.
AUGAUUGAUGGCACAAUGGCGGACACCACGCUGUCCCUGUCCGCCUUUCCGUUCCUCACGCCAGAUGAGUUUGGCUCUGCAUGUCGAGCUCUUGCCGAGCGAACCCGCAGCUGCACGGCCGCCCAAGUGGACGGCGGCUGGUCCUCGGUUCGACUGGUCACACAGAAUACUAUCAGCCUCAAAAUUUCUAAACUCUUCGAGGUUCAGAGUCCGGUACUGGAUGAUGCUGAUCUACGAGAAGUCUCGACUCUUACCGAUGCUUCUAGGUCUAUGCAGGCACAAGCAGAAGCGAGAGCAAUGGAAGAUGUAGAUGAAGAUCCGGAAGCCCUUGUCCGCACCGAUCUCUAUCCCACUUUGCAGAUAGAUUAUGAUAUCGUGUUCUCCCCCAUAUAUCAAGUUCCCGUCUUGUAUUUCGUGCUCCGGUGGCACAAUCACCAAGGCCCCGUGGGGCUGGACGCGGUCUAUCAAUAUGUAGUACCGGAGCAAUACAGGCAGCAAUUGCAGAGUGUCGGCGUGAUGGGAGGGAUCAGUUUCGGCUAUCAUCCAGAAUCUGGCGCUCCGGCCUUUUUUGUCCACCCGUGCAACACCGCGGAUGCGAUGGCGCAUGUUGCAGACGGACAGAGCGUCACCACCGGAACAUAUCUCCUCAUCUGGCUCGGUCUCGUAGGUCAAUCGGUGAACCUGCACAUUCCCUGCGAGAUCGUCGUCUCCGAUGGGGCCAGCCCAUACUGA